This is a messenger RNA of Chlorella variabilis, 480 nucleotides long. RefSeq lists its product as hypothetical. The record is from RefSeq and is a predicted model, not a curated record. NCBI's taxonomy places the organism in Eukaryota, Viridiplantae, Chlorophyta, Trebouxiophyceae, Chlorellales, Chlorellaceae. Gene Ontology annotation, molecular function: RNA binding; translation initiation factor activity. The transcript is spliced from 6 exons. Gene Ontology annotation, biological process: translational initiation. Bases 1 to 480 code for a protein of 159 amino acids. Gene Ontology annotation, cellular component: cytoplasm.
AUGCCUAAGAACAAAGGCAAGGGCGGCAAGAACCGCCGCAGGGGGAAGAACGACUCGGAUGAUAAGCGGGAGCUCAUCUUCAAGGAGGACGAGUAUGCCCAGGUGCUGCGCAUGCUGGGAAACGGCCGCCUGGAAGCUCACUGCAUGGAUGGAGUGAAGCGCCUGUGCCACAUCCGCGGCAAGAUGCGCAAGAAGGUGUGGGUCAACACGGGGGACAUUGUGCUGGUGGGGCUGCGCGACUACCAGGAUGAGAAGGCAGACGUCAUCCUCAAGUAUAUGGCUGAUGAGGCCCGCUCGCUCAAGGCCUACGGCGAGCUGCCCGAGAACAUCCGCGUGAACGACACCGACGCGCUGAAUGAGGAGGAGGGCGGCGAGAACGACGACUACAUCGAUUUCGACGACAUCAGCGGUGAGGGGGGGUGGCGUGUGCUCACACUUCGCUGCAGUGGUGCGGUGGUGCGUGGUGGCUGGGGUGUGUGA